CAAUAGACCUACGACCUUCCUUCAUUCCUUCUGCACUGCGCUGCAUUGCAUUGCAUUGGAGUGAUGGAUCGAGAAAUGUUUUGGCUAACGUAUGCUCUUGUUUUUCUCGGAUGCCUUGGCCUGCCUCGGGCUGAUGCUGCCGUUGUCGAGCACACAUUCUCUGUGGGCAACCUGACGAUCGAUCGGCUGGGGCAGCGUCAGGUAAUCACGGCGGUGAACGGGCAAUUCCCGGGGCCCAUGGUGGAGGCUCGCGACGGCGACGCCGUCGUGGUGCACGUCGUCAACUACUCCCCCUACAACAUCACCAUCCACUGGCAUGGCGUCCUCCAGCGCCUCUCCGGCUGGGCCGACGGCCCCAGCAUGGUGUCGCAGUGCCCCAUCCGCCCAGGCGGCGCCACCUACACCUACCGCUUCAACGUCACCGGUCAGGAAGGCACGCUCUGGUGGCAUGCCCACGUCUCCUUCCUCCGUGCCACGGUCUACGGCGCGCUCCUCGUCCGCCCUGGCCCCGACAGACCCCGCUACCCCUUCCCCACGCCUUACGGCGAGGCUACUCUCCUCCUCGGCGAGUGGUGGAACGCCAGCGUCGUCGACGUCGAGAGGCAGGCCAUGCUCACCGGCGGCCCGCCCAACAACUCCGUCGCGCUCACCAUCAACGGCAUGCCCAGUGGCUACGAGCUGGCCGUGCGGCACGGCAAGACCUACUUGCUCCGCCUCGUCAACGCUGCGCUCAGUUACCAGCUCUUCUUCAAGGUCGCGGGCCACGCUUUCACGGUCGUUGCCGCAGACGCCUGCUACACCGACCCUUACGACACGGACAUCGUCGUCCUCGCUCCGGGUCAGACGGUGGACGCUCUGAUGCACGCCAACGCCUCCCCGGGCCGCUACUACAUGGCCGCCCAGGUGUUCCAGAGCGUGGCCAACGCCACCUACACCACCACCACCACCACCACAGGGCUCCUCCGUUACGAGCACGGUGCAGCAAAAGCAGGUGGUAUGAGUAUGAUCAUGAUGCCGAGCAUGCCGGCGUUCAAAGACAGCGCGACGGCUCAGGACUUCUACGGCAGCCUGACCGGACUGCUGCGAGACGGCAAGCCAACGGUUCCCCUGCACGUGGACACGCGGAUGCUGGUCACCUACGGGCUGGGCAUCGCGCCGUGCAUGCCAACGCAGACGCUGUGCAACCGGACGCGCGGCUCCGUGGCGGCCAGCAUGAACAACGUGUCCUUCCAGCUCCCCAAGGCCAUGUCGUUGCUGGAGGCGCGCAUGAGGGGCAACGUCGACGGGGUCUACACCCGCGACUUCCCCGACAGGCCGCCGGUGAUGUUCGACUUCACCAACGGCUCCUUGAGCACCAACAGGAGCGUGAUGCUGACGUCCAAGGGCACCAGGGUGAAGAGGCUGCGGUUCAACACUACGGUGCAAGUGGUCCUGCAGAACACAGCCAUCCUGGGGUCGGAGAACCACCCGCUGCACCUGCACGGCUUCAACUUCUACGUGCUCGCGCAGGGCGCCGGCAACUUCAACGCGCGCACCGCCGUGCGCUCCUACAACCUCGUCAAUCCACAGCAGCGCAACACCGUCGCCGUGCCAGCCGGUGGGUGGGCGGUCAUCCGCUUCACGGCAGACAACCCAGGUGUAUGGGUCAUGCAUUGCCACUUGGACGCUCAUUUGCCUUUCGGGCUGGCUAUGGCGUUUGAGGUGGACGACGGCCCGACCCCGGACACCGUUCUUCCUCCCCCGCCGCCGGACUACCCCGAGUGUUAGAACAUUGACCAUUCAUGUCUAGCCAACACCAGAUUCUCCUUCACUCUGCUGUUUAUUAUCCUUAUGGGGCUGUUUGAAAUGGGUGUAAAAUUAGUGUAGUCACCAAUAUUUGGUUCAAAGCAGUCAAGCUAAAUACAGGUGGCCAUGCUAAUUAUGCAACCAUUCCAAGCGGGGCACAACAUUUCUUACUCGAUUCCUAAGGUAACGUAUUUAUAGUAAAGACCAAAUAAAG
Hordeum vulgare subsp. vulgare (domesticated barley) is the source of this 1999-nucleotide messenger RNA. RefSeq names its product laccase-14-like. Gene Ontology annotation, biological process: lignin catabolic process. Gene Ontology annotation, molecular function: copper ion binding; hydroquinone:oxygen oxidoreductase activity. Bases 64 to 1767 code for a protein of 567 amino acids. The record is from RefSeq and is a predicted model, not a curated record. The transcript has 2 exons. Gene Ontology annotation, cellular component: apoplast. Lineage: Eukaryota; Viridiplantae; Streptophyta; Magnoliopsida; Poales; Poaceae.